Messenger RNA from Paramecium sonneborni, 494 nucleotides. Lineage: Eukaryota; Ciliophora; Oligohymenophorea; Peniculida; Parameciidae. The record is from the annotation of a GenBank genome assembly.
AUGGAUUACGAUCACAGAGUCCAAAAUCAACAUAAUAAUAAAUAGAUAAACUUAAAUUAGCUCAAACAGCAAUUAAAAAGGAACAUCCAAACCGAAUCAUAAUAUCAAGUAUUUCAUGAACUAUUAUAUUAGUAAUAAUUGGAAUAAUAAAAAUAGCAGUAUUGUCAUUUACUAAAUAAAUAAAAGAGUACAUUAUAAUUAAUUAAUUAGAAAUUAACAAGGUUAUCCAUAAACUUUAGGUCUUAGUAAUUGAUUUUUUUCAAGUAUUCUAUUUAUAUACAUAUGAAUAUUAGAAUGUAACCUUGAUGUAAGCUAAAACUUUAAGAAUGAUUUUACAUAAUAAAUUAAUGUAGAAAAAUGCAUAUUUCCUAUCAAUUACGAAAUACCUACUAAUUUCAAUUUCAAAGAAACUUAUCCUAAUUGUUAACAUGAUAUACUUAAUUAAGGCAAUUGUUUAUCAUCUUAUUCAUUUGCUGUUCUUCUGCCUUUUCUGA